Penicillium cataractarum is the source of this 1641-nucleotide messenger RNA. RefSeq names its product GMC family oxidoreductase. The record is from RefSeq and is a predicted model, not a curated record. NCBI's taxonomy places the organism in Eukaryota, Fungi, Ascomycota, Eurotiomycetes, Eurotiales, Aspergillaceae. Bases 1 to 1641 code for a protein of 546 amino acids. Gene Ontology annotation, molecular function: oxidoreductase activity, acting on CH-OH group of donors; flavin adenine dinucleotide binding. The transcript is spliced from 2 exons.
AUGGCCUCUACAGAUCCACCCCAAACAGCAGACUACAUCAUCGUCGGUGGUGGAACCGCCGGACUAGUCGUUGCAGCUCGUCUGUCCGAAUAUUCUGAUGCCAAAGUACUUGUCCUCGAGAGCGGCCCGGACCGUACCAAAGACCUGAAAGUGCAAGACCCUGAUGCCUGGAGGGAUCUUGGCGGAUCCGAGCUUGACUGGAAAGUGAAAAUCGGACCACAGGUCAAUUUGAAUAAUCGCGAACUCGACCACCCAGCAGGACGAGUACUGGGCGGAUCCUCUGCCAUCAAUGGAAUGGCAUAUGUCGCUCCAUCGCCCGCUGGAAUCGACGCCUGGGCUAAGCUGGGUAAUCCAAACUGGAACUGGAAAUCGCUGUUACCCUAUCUUCAGAAGAGCUAUACCGUGACGCCGCCAGACUCGCGCCCUGACCUGAAAGAAACCCAGCGCACUCCGUCGACAGGACCUGUACAGCUGACAUUCCCCGCUGUUGUUGACCCCGGUAGCAAGCCUCUACUGGAUGCGUGGAAUGAGGCUCUCGCCGCUCAGGGAUACGAGUUCAAUCCAGAUAUCCUUGCAGAAAAGAACUCCCUUGGACCUCGUGCUUAUGCCGCUACUAUUGACCCGAUUUCAGGUCAGCGCAGUGGAGCGGAUCGUGGGUAUGGGUCUAUGGUAUUCGGGCGUCCCCAUGUGCGCAUCAUUACAGAUGCGACAGUUCGUCGGAUCCUGUUCAACCCGAAUGGUCCCAGCGUGACUGCGAGCGGAGUUGAAUACACCCACAACGGGCAACUUGUAACAGCCAAAGCUUCGAAAGAAGUCAUCCUCGCGGCUGGCUCAUUCCAUACACCCAAGCUUCUCGAGCUAUCCGGGAUCGGCCAGAAAGAGCGACUGGAGAACCUCAGGAUUCCUGUUAUCCUUGAUCUACCCGGGGUAGGAGAAAAACUCCAGAAUCACCUCAUGCGCCCAAUCAUUGCUCCACUCAAGGAACAUCCCGGUUUGCACAAUAUCACGCCCGGAUUGAAGAGUUGUGCCAUGACUAGACUGGACCCCGAGGAACAAGGCACACUUUUAUCCGCAAACGAGGGCAAUCUUGAUAGCCUCGCCGACCAGACAAUUCGCUCAAUUAUCUCCAGCCCCACUGAAGCUUCGGCUUCGAUCUUCCUGGGUGCCGUGGCACCAACUCUGGCUUUACUAGUACCAAUCAUAAGUUUCCCAUUGUCCCGUGGGAGCUGCCAUAUCUCCUCCACUGAUCCCGAUGCACUGCCAACUGUUGACGCGGGACUAGCUAGCAAAAAGCUGGAUCUUGAGAUACUGGCUAGACACAUGCGGAACUGCUACGAGUUGAUCAACUCGCCCGGUCUAAGCUCUAUCUUUGAACCGAACGCGGCAGACUUGGAUAUCGAGUCUAUUAAGAAGGACCUGCGUGAGACAGCAUCGUCAGCACACCAUGCCUGUGGAACGGCUGCUAUGCUCCCCAAGGAUGCGGGAGGUGUGGUUGAUCCGAAUUUGACAGUCUACGGGACGCAAAAUCUGCGCAUUGUAGAUGCCAGUGUGUUCCCGUUGAUUCCUCAUGCAAACCCCUUGGCCACGGUCUACGCAGUUGCCGAGCGUGCUGCUGACCUGAUUCGUGGUACUACUGGCUAG